Trichomycterus rosablanca is the source of this 2391-nucleotide messenger RNA. RefSeq names its product STIM activating enhance (gene stimate). The transcript has 8 exons. Bases 676 to 1620 code for a protein of 314 amino acids. NCBI's taxonomy places the organism in Eukaryota, Metazoa, Chordata, Actinopteri, Siluriformes, Trichomycteridae. Gene Ontology annotation, cellular component: cortical endoplasmic reticulum; membrane. Gene Ontology annotation, biological process: activation of store-operated calcium channel activity. The record is from RefSeq and is a predicted model, not a curated record. Gene Ontology annotation, molecular function: calcium channel regulator activity.
UGUCUUUCAUUGACCUGAAUGUCAUUCAAAACUUCUUUAUAUUCUAAGAAAGAGGCUCUGUAUGGAACACUGUGAGUACCACACAACUCUAGGUACUGAUUGGUUCAGUUUGCCUUCAUUGAAACAAAAGACAAAUACACAUUUACUGGUUUAGUGUAUUGAGCACAGUUAAUCAUAACAAAACAUGCAAGGUGGUAAUCCUUACACACUUUGUCUUGAUUGCCUAUGUUUGACCUGGCAGAUAUGAUAUGGUCAACUAGCAUAAAUACAAAGGUCAUGCUUAAUUCCAAUUCCUGAUUUCUUCUUUUGUCAAUAUCCAAGCACUGCCAUGCUGUCUAAAACUCGCAACACACCUCUGUACGCCUCACUGUAUGGAACACUGUGAACAGCUUACAUGAGCUGACCGAUAAAAAUGCCUUAUUAUCUCCAUAUGUUAGCUGAUGUUAGGUAGCUACUCAUUUUUAACAACUGAAAAAUGGUGUCGCAUCCAGGUUGCGUUACCCUACUGGUUUAUUUAGGACAGGAUGGAGAAGAGAAAAGCCAUUAGACUCUGCAUGUCUCUUCAGUAACCCAGACGUCUUCGUAUUGAUCAGCGGCCUUCUGUCCACUUUAAGAGGCUCCACCUCGCCUUUCAGACAUUUCCCAACAGCUAAUUUCAGACCGAACUGUGUGAACAUGGAAAACACAGAACUAAGUGCGGUGUCUCUGGUCCAACGGACUGAUGGAAAUGCACCCGGGCUACUCAACCCUGGAGAAUCGGCCGCACCGGGCCCAUCACUUCCCUCCAAUUCCACUCCAUCAGCUAUGAAAGGAUGUGCAAAUGGAGACCUUAUGGACUCUUUUGGGAUCUUUCUGCAAGGCCUGCUAGGAGUGAUGGCCUUCAGCAUCCUCAUGUUGAAACGCUUCAGAGAACCAAAGCAUGAAAGAAGACCCUGGAGAAUCUGGUUUCUGGACACUUCCAAACAGGCUAUUGGGAUGCUCUUUAUUCAUUUUGCAAAUGUCUACCUAUCUGAUCUGACAGAGGAGGACCCGUGUUCACUCUAUCUAAUAAACUUUUUGUUGGAUGCUACACUGGGCAUGUUGGUGAUUUAUGGUGGAGUGAAAGCUGUCAGUGCUGUGGUGGAGUGGAGGCAGUGGGACUCAUUACGCUUUGGAGAGUAUGGAGAGCCGGUACAGUGCACAGCGUGGGCAGGUCAGUGUGCACUGUAUAUCAUCAUCAUGAUGUUUGAGAAGGUGGUCAUUACCCUGGUGCUGCUGAUCCCACAGUGGAAGAAGCUGGCUAUGAUGAACCCCAUCACAAACCCUCAACUGGAGCUGGCUCUCGUCAUGCUCAUUGUCCCGUUCUUUGUUAAUGCUCUAAUGUUCUGGGUAGUCGACAAUUUUCUGAUGAAGAAAGGCAGAACAAAAGCCAAGCUGGAGGAGAGGGAGGUAAACGACGACUCUCGGGGCAAUAGCAAGGUGCGCUACAGGCGAGCUCUUUCCCACGACGACUCUGAAUCAGAGAUUCUGUUCUCCGCAGACGACGAGAUGGAGGACUCGGACGCCGACGAGGACGUCCGCAGACUCGCCGGUCUCAAACCUGUUAAGAAAAAGAAGCACAGACUCGGCAUUCCAGUGUGAUGUGGGAUCAGAUGUCAGACUUUGUCAUGCUUGUUACAGACUCACCCUGCUGCCUUGUGCUAGUCAUACCGAGAAGACUCAUAGAAUUCAAGAGAUCCUGUAGGAUCUGUUAUUCUAACUGUGGAUCGGUGAAGCUGUGCUGUGGGCUUCCACGGUGACGCUCGUUACUUAUCUUAGAAGUGAAUGGAAUUGUGGACCAUCCUUAGAAAAUGCUGUGGAUCAUGUUGGACUGGUGACUGGAUUCCACUGACUCUGUUUCUGUUAUUUGUGUGUACGAUUAACUGCUGCUUCCUUUCUAAACGUCACAUACUGUAUGUAUGUUAUCCAAGUCUCUACUGAUUAUUGUAAUCACAAUGACGGCAUCGAAAAUGACAACACACAUCAUGAUGAGUUUUCUUGAUAUUUUGGUCCUAACUGGGUGCUCCAGCAAGGACAAUGGUCAAAUAAAUGGGUCGACACUGGUUUUGAAAUAGUUGUUGGAAUAAAGAACUUAAAAGUCAAGUCAGUGCCGGAGUUGCAGCAGCAGCUUGUUGAACUUCUGUUGUUUUGUAAGAGUUUUGUGUUCCAAUCAUUUGGUCCCUCAAAAAUAAACCGUGGCAGAAACGAUUUCAGGAUAUUCACGUCCUCUGCAGGUUUAUGUUAACAUGAACUUUUUUGACAUUGCAGGUCUACUGUCAUUUUCAUACUUGGCACAUUGUAAUUACACUGUGUUCAUGUGUAAGUACGUUGUAGUUACAAUGCUACCUACUCUCUAAUAAAGCAUUAUUAAGA